Molecule: messenger RNA, 8915 nt
Organism: Sus scrofa (pig)
Lineage: Eukaryota; Metazoa; Chordata; Mammalia; Artiodactyla; Suidae
Source: RefSeq, a predicted model, not a curated record
GUGAGAGUCGGUGGCGGAGCCAGGCUUGGCCUCCCGGUUCCGGCUCCUGCCCCAGCACCCAGUUUUCCCAGUCUGCAGCCUGGCCCUUGCUCUGGACUCUGGUCUUAACACCUGCACACUGGUGGGGAGCCUGAAGGUGGAGCCGUUCUCUGACGGCAGGAGGCCGAAGUGGGUGCUUGUCCCUACGGGGUCGGACCGUCCACCUCGAUUGUGACUCUGCUGACCUCGGCGCUGGAGCUGCUGCAUGACCUGCAGCCUGUCACGGCUCCCCUCAGCCUCAGCAUCGCCUUCUGUGAGACGGGAAGGCAGGAAUCCGUCGGCAGAGCUGGGGGUGGAGCUGGCAGUGUGUGGCAGGUCCCUUCUCUGCUACCCCGGGCUCGCUGGACGCCCCCUGGCAUCCUCUAAACCCCCGAGCCGCUCCCCGCCCCUGCAUCCAUGACCCCUUCUAGGUGGCCUUGGGGUUUUGGCAGGACCAUCUGUUUGGAGGCCUCUGGAGGGAACCCACCAGCUCCUGCCUGGAGCCGCCCUGAAAUCCUGGGCUUUGUCCACAAAGCAGCCCCUAUGCCCUUGGGCCUGUCCCACAGGAGCCGGGGCGCCAAACCGCCCUCAGCUCCCAGAGGUUUGGAACGAGGCUCCCUCGUGAUGGAGCAAAGCUGCUUGCCUUGAGGUCACCCGAUUCACACGGAACCCAACCUUUCUCUGGCCUGUGCACUGGGCUGGGGGUGCAGGGCCAGCUGUCCUUCAGGUCUGGGAGCUGCGGUCAAGGUCCUGCAGGGCUGCAGACAUUUAACAGAGGGCGUCCUCUCCUCCCCCGCGUGUCCCCCCCCUUCUCCGAGUACAACAGACUGGAGGCCGAGUGUGGCCAGGCAGCUUCCUGGUGCCCCCCCCCCCGAUGACGGCGAGACAGGCCAGGACUCCGGCCAGCUCCAUCUGCCUCCCACGUGGGCUCGGCCAGCCUUUGCCUCUCUGGGCUCCAUCCCCACCCGCCACCCCUCCCCCAGCUCAACUCAUCCGUCACCAGGGACAGAGACUGUCACCCCCAAGAGGGCCUCUGGGCUGGGGGUCUUGGAAGACUCUUCCCUGCUUGAUGAGGGCUGAGGGCCCCAAACCCCUGUGACAUCCCAGGGGUCGCCAGGCUGGAAUCCCACGGACUUUCCCUUGGGGGAAGGAACCGGAAGCGCCAAGGUGCCCCCUGGUGCCCCUGGAAUUGCUGGGAGCCGUCCACCCAGACGCCAGUCUCGGGGGCCCCAGCCUGGCAGACACCGGCCUUUAAAAAUAUUAUUCACCAAGCGAUUCCGGAGACUGUUUACAAGACUGAGCUGAGACAGGCGCGUGGAAGAGGCCAAAGUACCUUAAAAAGCAUCCUUCAGGGGGAAAAAAAAGCCAAACAAAAAACAAAACCCUCUCAGAUCCCAGGUUGUAAAUAGAUGGAUAUUACUAUAAAAAUAUUUUUGGCUGCAGAAGCACAUGGCAGGAAGGCUGGGGGCGGUUUUUUCCAUGGUUAGCUUGGGCCUGGCGUCUCCAAAUGGGGCAGCCACCGUCCAGGGCGGUGUCCUGUGGGAUCAUUCGCACCAAAAAGCCCCAGCUUGAGGGGAGAGCGAGGACUAGGAAUAGCACACAGCGUGCACACUUGCCAGCAGGGAGCGGGGCCUUCGCCUCCCCUGCAGCUGGCUCCCUUUCCCGGUCCCAGCCGGCCGGCUCUCUGAGCACCCUUGCCCCCCGCCCCUCCGCAGAUGGGGAGGCGAGGCUGAGCCUCUGUAGGCCCUGAGGCUGGACUGGAGCCAGGUCUGCAGGGCUCUGGACUCCGGGCUCGCCCCACUGUGCCCGCGGCCUGGAGCCCUGGGAGAGGCUGGGGCUGGGGGACGCCUUCGCGGGUCUCUGAGGAAUAGAGGCCCCCUCUCGCAUCCUCAGCGGAUCCGCCUGCGUGUGGCUCCCUGGCUCCAGGCGCCAACAGUUCCGAAUGGAGUCUCAAGUUUUCCGUGGCCAGGGGUGGGAGGAGUGGGGCUGGGCGCCCAGGUCCCAGGCAACCCACUGUCUCAAGCAGGUGACUUUGGAUGCUUGAGCUCAGCCUUCGAGGCCUCCAGGACCAGCUUUCCCACAAUUGCCCGGCGUGUUCUGACCUGCCCGCUGAACGGGCUGUUCCUGCGACGUGCCGACUACCUCCCACCUCCGGGCCCUGCUCAUGCCGGUCCUUCUGCCUGCAGUGCUCUCAGCCCUGCUUCUAUCUGAUGAAAACCUCCCUCCUUCGAAACCCAGCUCAGGAACCAGCCAUGCCCAGAAGCUGUCCAGGCCCCCUGGCUGGACACGUCUCAUCCUCCGGUCACUGUUCUCCCACUCCCGGGCUGCCCGUGACUCUCCGUCUCAAACAGCAGCUCCUGUGGGCGUGUCCUACCUGCCCUCUGCGCUGGGGCUCCCAGGGGCCUAAGCCAGCGAUGACAGCAGUGGUCGCAGCAUCACUUACGGAGCUCCUCUUCCUUGAGGCCAGACUCUGCCUGUAUGACCUCAAUGAGCCACCUCCGUGACUCAGCAGGAGGGGGUGGCCAUGCCCACUUCACAGAUGAGAAGACUGAGACACAGAGAAGGGAGUGACGGACCGGGCCACACAGCUGGUGAGAGGCAGAGCUGGGAUCCCAUCCACGCCCGUCCAGCUGGGACCACACCUCCACCCAAGGACCCAGCCCGAGCACAGGGUCUGGCCUCGUGGUGAGCGCUGAGCAGAUGUUUGUCGAAUGACUGACUGAUCUACGGCACUGGACAUGGGGACCACUCACGUUUCUCUCACCCCCUCACCCCCACCCACACAGCCUCGCCUUCUCCACUCAUGACCUGGGGUGACACAGCAUGGAUGGCCUGUCCCCACGGGGUGGGGCAGGAAGGCAGUGCUGCAUCGAAGGUCACUGGGGACCCCUGAGGCCUGGGCAAACUUACCCCUCGGUGGCCCAGAGGUUCCAAGGACAGGCCUUGGGCUCAAAGGUUGGCUUCCCCCCUCACCACAGAGUGACGUGUCCCACGGUGUCCCCUCUCCUAGCCUUGCUGUCCUCACCAGCCAGGUGGAAUGGCAGUGCCCGCUGCCCACAGGUUGUUGGGAUGAUCAGCAAAGAAGUGGGUGCCAUGGCUCCGGGUCACCUAUGCCCAGAGGGGCGGCCGAGUGGUGAGGGCAUCUGGCCUCCUCCUUGCCAGGAGAGGCGAGGUCUGCUACAGGUCAGGAGGACAGGAUAGGACGAUGGGUGCACACGCGAAGGGCCGUGCCAGAGGAGCUGGAGACAGGCCUUCGAAGUGGGGCUUUCUCCCCAGACGUCAGCACCAUGGCUGCUCCUUCCUGCAUGCUUGCCAGCCCCCAGCCCUGGCAGGAGGAAACCAGGUUUAGAAUCGGGUGGCCGUGGUUUGGAAAGGGGGGAGUGGGUUUGCUGUGAUGACAGUGGAUGAGAACCACAAUUAAAUAGGCUGCUGCUUGGGGCAGGGGAUGGUGGUGGACCGGGCGCAGUGGGCAGGUGGCCCAGGAUCCAGCAACCAGGAGGCCUUCUAGAGUGGGGGAGGGGAGCACAGGUCAAGCAGAAGCCAGGAGGACAGGACAAGCCUGGGCCAUGACCUGUGGUUGUGCGGGGGGAGGGAGGGCUCCCCAACCAGCGCUUUCCCCCCUGCUCCUGCCCCAGGUGGCUCUGGGGUCUUCCUCCUGGAGGGGUCUCAGUGGCCCUGGUGGUAUCUGACUCCUGGCUGCCCGGUGGGAGGGGUCCUGUUGCUCCUCCAUUCCACAGAGGGCAGGUGAAGCCCAGAGGGGUGAUGAGGCUUCUCCAGGUCUCACAGGUGGCAGGUAGGACUUCCUCUCUUGCCAAGAGCCGUGGUGGUCCCUGGGCAGCGGUGAUGGCCACCCGCUCUCAGUCAUCACCCCCUUCCCUAUUAGAGGCCCCCCCACCCCCCACCUGGCAGCUGGGUGACCUUGGGACGCCCCCCUGCCUCCUGGAGCCUGGAUCACCACAGGUUCACCUUUGGGAAUAUAGGUGUCCCAUGGCAGCAAGCGGUGGGGCGGGGCAGGGGUGGGGUGAGGAGGGAAGCACAGCCUGGCGCCUGGGCUGCGCCUGCUCAGGAGGCUCUGCUCCGCGCAGACUUCUCCACCCAGGUGAACUCCUCUUCCCUCAACUCCCCCACGGGCCGCGGCUCCAUGGCCGCCCCCUCGCUGCACCCCUCCCUGGGGCCCGGCAUCGGCUCCUCGCUCGGCUCCCCCGGACAGCUGCACUCGCCCAUCAGCACCCUGAGCUCCCCCAUCAACGGCAUGGGCCCGCCCUUCUCGGUCAUCAGCUCCCCCAUGGGCCCCCACUCCUUGUCGGUGCCCACCACCCCCACCCUGGGCUUCGGCACCGGCAGCCCCCAGCUCAGCUCGCCCAUGAACCCGGUCAGCAGCAGCGAGGACAUCAAGCCCCCGCUGGGCAUCAACGGGGUCCUCAAAGUCCCGGCCCACCCCUCAGGGAACAUGGCGUCCUUCACCAAGCACAUCUGUGCCAUCUGUGGGGACCGCUCCUCAGGCAAGCACUACGGGGUGUACAGCUGCGAGGGCUGCAAGGGCUUCUUCAAACGGACGGUGCGCAAGGACCUGACCUACACGUGCCGCGACAACAAGGACUGCCUGAUCGACAAGCGCCAGCGGAACCGGUGCCAGUACUGCCGCUACCAGAAGUGCCUGGCCAUGGGCAUGAAGCGUGAAGCCGUGCAGGAGGAGCGGCAGCGGGGCAAGGACCGCGGAGAGAACGAGGUGGAGUCCACGAGCAGCGCCAACGAGGACAUGCCGGUGGAGAAGAUCCUGGAGGCCGAGCUGGCCGUCGAGCCCAAGACCGAGACGUACGUGGAGGCGAACGUGGGGCUGAACCCCAGCUCGCCCAAUGACCCCGUCACCAACAUCUGCCAAGCGGCCGACAAGCAGCUCUUCACCCUGGUGGAGUGGGCCAAGCGGGUCCCGCACUUCUCCGAGCUGCCCCUGGACGACCAGGUCAUCCUGCUGAGGGCAGGCUGGAACGAGCUGCUCAUCGCCUCCUUCUCGCACCGCUCCAUAGCCGUGAAGGACGGCAUCCUCCUGGCCACCGGGCUGCACGUGCACCGCAACAGCGCCCACAGCGCGGGGGUGGGCGCCAUCUUUGACAGGGUGCUGACGGAGCUGGUGUCCAAGAUGAGGGACAUGCAGAUGGACAAGACGGAGCUCGGCUGCCUGCGCGCCAUCGUCCUCUUCAACCCGGACUCCAAGGGACUCUCGAACCCGGCCGAGGUGGAGGCCCUUCGCGAGAAGGUCUACGCGUCCCUGGAGGCGUACUGCAAACACAAGUACCCCGAGCAGCCCGGAAGGUUCGCCAAGCUGCUGCUGCGCCUGCCGGCUCUGCGCUCCAUCGGCCUCAAGUGCCUGGAACACCUCUUCUUCUUCAAGCUCAUCGGGGACACGCCCAUCGACACCUUCCUCAUGGAGAUGCUGGAGGCCCCCCACCAAAUGACCUAGGCCCGCGGGCCGCCCUCCGCCUGGCCGCCGGCCGCUCUUCUCAGCCAGCUCGUCUGCCCCCGCUCGCCUGGCUGUUUGGACUCCGGGAGUGGCCCGUCCCUGCUAAGCCUGAGAUGUGCUGCCACCCUGUUACCUUCCAUUCUGCUCGUCUGGACCGGGCAGCGGCUUUCCUGGGGCGGCCGCUGGAGUGGCAGGAGCCGGCGGGAGCCCCGGCCAGGCCCGCCAGGCUCUCCCCGGGGGACGCCCGGGGGACUCACGGGUCUUGGGCCCCUGGCCCUGGAGCUGCCCCCCCGUCAGAGGGCAGCUUCGUUCGGUCACGGUUGUCGCUGGUUUGGGAAGUCUCCCGUGCGAGGUCCUCUGUGUGGGGUGCCCUGCCUUCGCGGCCCGCCAGCCCGGGCCCACCCACCAGCAGGAGGAGGGGACGGGUGGGGUGGGGGGGCGGGCGUUUCAUGGAGGAAGGCCCCUCCUGGCCCCCAGGGAGAGGAGAGGGGCUCGGGGGCGGGUGGCCUCGCCUUCCCUCAGAGCCAAGGGUGAGGAGCCACCCCCUUUUCCAAAGAUGACUUUCCGCUUCACCCCCGAGCCAAUCAGAACAGGAGCCGACCUCUGCGCAGGGCUGGGGCCACCUCAAGGCUGCAGAGACGGGGGUCGCCCACCCCCACCUCCGCUUUCCCUUUGCGUUGUCGUGGUUUCAGCUUCUUGCCCAACGUGGGCCCGCACACCCCAGGGUGCCCCCGAUCUUCCACGGCCGGCCCCUGGGCCUGGAGGGCUGGCCUGCUGUCUGCCCUUCCUGGAACCCCUGGGGGGGGCUAGGCCGACUCGGGCUCUGCUGACCUCUCAAGGCCAGAGGUCACCCCCCAGCAGGCCCACGGGGAUGGAGGGAGGAGGGUUGGUCCUUGGGCAGCCGUGUCCAAGGAUGGAGAGCUGGAGGGACGUGUGGGCACAGCCGGGGCUUGGGGGGUGGGGAGGCCUCGGUCCAGAGCUCUCUGGGGCACAGACCCCUGGCGGGCUCUUCGGAUCAGGGCCCUUGAGUGCCAGCAUCCUCAGCUGGAUGCCCCUUGGCGUCCGGUCUGGGUGACGGAGCCCCGAGUGGGAGCUCCAGCAACACCUGCUCUGGCCGAGGGCCCCCCUCCAGCCCUGGGCCCUUCGCUCUGUAACGCCCCCCCCCAGGUCUCACUGCUUUGCCUUUAGGGCCUCUAACCCCGUGAACCCAGCCUUCGCCAGUAGUGGGGGCCUGACCUGGGCGGGGGGCGGGGGUUGCAUCUUCCCAGCCCCUCAGGGGGAGCUCUGUCAAGCCCGUCUUCCCCCUGCCCCCACCAGAGACCCGGAGCUGGGGUGAGGGCAGGGCUUGUGCCCGCUCUCCCCGAGGCCGCGUCCCCAGGUGGUGCGGGCCCUGACUGGGGCUCCCCCGCACCCCUGGGGCUGGGUGGGGAGAGGCCGGCCUCCAGGCCUCCGUGGGGAAGAGUCCGUUCUUCGCUGUCCCAAGUCUGGCCCAAGAGGAGCGUGAGGCCUGGGUGCAGGUGUGGGAGAGUCCACGGACGCCCCCGUUCUCUUGCCCCACCCCCAGCCUGGUGGCCCAGGAGAGGCGAGGCGUCCCCUGCCCCGUGGGCACUUUCCCUGUCCACCCUCUGAGGCAGAGAUGGGGCGAGCCAGGCCUGCCCAACUGUCCCUCCUCCCAGACUCUCCCCGAAGGUCUUGGCAGCCUUUGGGGGCAUGGCGGUGUCAGGCAGGGUGACACAGGCGCCCUCGGGUCCUCCCUCCGGGGACCCCUACACCCAGCACCCCUGGUGCCUUCUGCAGCCAGGUGCACCCCGUCCGCACCCGGCCCCUCCGGCUCCCUCGGGCCUCUCGGGAACGUGGUGGCUCCCGUGGAGACAGCCCAGGUUGGAGCCCUGUGUUGGGGGGCCGCCUCUCGGGCUGGCCACGUGGCCAGCCCUGAGGUCCCCAGGCCACCCCCUCGCGAAGGCAGAGCCUCCCCAGCCCCUGGCCGCCCGAGGCCAUUCCCGCAGCAUCUUGGGCCGUGGGGCCGCCCUCCCCGCUCCAACCCGGUUUGCGGUCAUGGUCCGCGUGGCGCUGUUGGAAAAGGAGACGGUGGGGGAAGGGCCGACUCCGCAGAGAGGUCGCCAGAUGUAACCAGCCCUCCUAGGGUGACCAAGCUGGUUCAACUGAGGUGGUUUUUGUAAUUAUUAUUAUUAUUAUUAUUGUUUGGUGGGACAAUCUUUAAUUUUCUAAAGAUAACACUAACAUCAGCUCGUUAGCCACCGUGUGCCCGGCCCGCCUCGGCCGGCUGGUGUUUCCAGCGUGCUCCCCCGAGGCGUCACCUCCCCGCCUGGACAUCAGAUGGGGCCCCCGGGGCCAAGGAGUGAAGAUGACCGUGUCCUGGGGCCCGACGGUGUCAGCACGGCUGGCCUCAGGGGACGUCCACCGGACAGCUCCCCUGUCGGCCGCCCGCCGCCCUGCCUCGGGGCGGGGAGACGGCGCGGACUCCCGUGUCCGGGUGUCCGGGGGGGCUUCAGGCUGGCAGGUCCGUGGCAAAGCGCUGGAGACCCUCCUCCGCGGGGGCCCCUGGGAGGGCCCGGCUGGAACGCGCAGCCCUUGGAAAUGGGCUGAUGUUGUCCCCAUCACGGAAAGCGGGCGUGUGCGCAGACCUGUGCGCCCCCCGCAGACACGCAGCGGCUACCAGCGUCUCCUGUUUGUUUUCCACCAAGACUCCCCCCGGCCCCCGAUUUCCUAUAAAUUUGCUUCAUGUAAGCAGGUGCGUAAGGACCCCGCCUUUGGUGAAAUCCGGGAUCGAGUGACUGUCUCGAGGCCAGGAGAUGCAUCUAUUUUCAGAUGCUUUGGAGCCAACAGCUUUAGCAGUUCCCAGCCCUUAGCAAUGCCUUAGCCGGGCCUCGCAGCUCACACUUUAGAGAGAAUGGCAAAUACAGAGAGAAGCGAUGUCUAAAGCAUCAGGAAAGGUAGAAAAAAAAUCUAUUUUUGUACAAAUGUAAUUUUAUCCCUCAUGUAUACUUGGAGGGUGCGGCGGGAGGGGGGCUUGUUUUGUUUCUGCUUCUAGAGACGGAGGCGAGAAGCUUUCUGAGCGAACGUUCGGACGUGAGGCGGAGCGGAGGAGGGGGCUCCCGGGACGGGGCGCGCAGGCUUCGGACGACCCCCGCCACGUCGCUGUGCGCCCUCCGGGCCAGGAGAUUGGGCCUGAGACUUUCAAGGGUUUUCUUCCCCUUUCGAGUAAUUUUUAAGCCUUGCUCUGUUCUGUCCGUGUUGCCAGCUGGCCUUCCCGCGACUCUGACUGUGAAAUUACUUGCCCACAUGAUUGUUCUCGAAGACACCGUGGCCGCAGGUGCCGGGAUGGAUGGAUCUUGGGAUUAGGAUUGUGGAAAGAGAAAGGCAAAGAAAAGCCGUGAGAAGAGAAACAAACAAAACAUGAGUGUUUAAAAAUACA